AUGGCUUCCUGGUGGUUAUUCUUCCCUAACGGUGAAGCCAUCUGCACCGGCUCAGAUGAUGCCACCUGCCGUCUCUUUGACCUGCGGGCAGACCAGGAGCUCAUAGUGUACUCUCACGAGAGCAUCAUCUGCGGAAUCACAUCGGUCGCCUUCUCCCGCAGUGGGCGCCUCUUGCUUGCUGGAUACGAUGACUUCAACUGCAACAUCUGGGACUCCCUGAAAGCAGAGCGCGUGGGAAUCCUUUCUGGCCACGACAACAGAGUGAGCUGCCUGGGGGUGACGGCAGAUGGCAUGGCCGUUGCCACCGGUUCCUGGGACAGCUUCCUCAAGAUUUGGAACUGAGGACGGCAACCGAGAGGGAAAGACCAGCGGAAGCACGGCCCACAGCCCGAGCCCAUGCACAAGAGCAUCGUCAGUUGAGCACAACAGCAACGCCUACCCACCACUCCCGCUUGUCUCUAGACACAGGUCACUUGUAGGGGUCUC
Molecule: messenger RNA, 486 nt
Organism: Calidris pugnax (ruff)
Lineage: Eukaryota; Metazoa; Chordata; Aves; Charadriiformes; Scolopacidae
Product: guanine nucleotide-binding protein G(I)/G(S)/G(T) subunit beta-3-like
Exons: 3
Coding region: 1-342 (113 amino acids)
Biological process (GO): G protein-coupled receptor signaling pathway
Cellular component (GO): heterotrimeric G-protein complex; cytoplasm
Molecular function (GO): protein binding; signaling receptor complex adaptor activity
Source: RefSeq, a predicted model, not a curated record